AUGAGAUGGCAGAAGGUCAUUUUCUCAGACACCCUGGACCCAACGCGAGCAGUUGGAACCGUGGAGAAUUUAAUCUGUCUGUCGAGCUCUUUGCAUAUGCUGUGGGAUAAGGGAUACUUGGUUUUUCGACCGCCCGCAGAACGUCCUUCGCCUGAUAGCAAGGAAAUGACCGUGGAACUCUUCUGGAGAGGAGACCAUCAGACUAUGGGCAUGGGGGCUGGAAAGUCUUGUGGUUCAGAGAUCAAGAGUGGCGAUCAGGUUAUGCUCAAGACUGAUGACCCGAAACUUCGCCCUCUCCCCAGCUACGAUCUUCUUGAACUGCAUUUUGUCAUGCAGCAGCUCAUUCUACUGUCCGGUGUCGGCAUUACAAGUGAUGAAGACACUACAGGUGAUGAAGAUGAUGACGGUGAGGAUGCAAAUAUGCGUAUUGAGAGGUGGCGAGACGAGAUUGAGUUGCCGUCUGAAUGCUUCGAACCUCCCUGGGGCGGCAUGGAGGGAACACCGUCCGAGUCUGUUCCGCUGCCAGAGGCGAGAAGGGGAAAGUGA
Messenger RNA from Aspergillus homomorphus CBS 101889, 546 nucleotides. RefSeq names its product HNH endonuclease signature motif containing protein. Lineage: Eukaryota; Fungi; Ascomycota; Eurotiomycetes; Eurotiales; Aspergillaceae. The coding region runs from base 1 to 546 and encodes 181 amino acids. The transcript is spliced from 2 exons. The record is from RefSeq and is a predicted model, not a curated record.